Messenger RNA from Anolis sagrei ordinatus, 2195 nucleotides. RefSeq names its product sperm associated antigen 6 (gene SPAG6). The record is from RefSeq and is a predicted model, not a curated record. Gene Ontology annotation, biological process: sperm axoneme assembly; filopodium assembly; epithelial cilium movement involved in extracellular fluid movement. NCBI's taxonomy places the organism in Eukaryota, Metazoa, Chordata, Lepidosauria, Squamata, Anolidae. Gene Ontology annotation, molecular function: microtubule binding. Gene Ontology annotation, cellular component: sperm principal piece; axoneme; microtubule cytoskeleton.
AAAGCGAGCAGGCCUCGGGGAAAUUGCGAAGGGCGCCCCUCUGCUUUAGAGGCCGAUUUGGGGGUGAAAUUAAGGGGGUGACGCCUCUCCUCAGUGGGCAGCGACGAAGGGAAGGUUCCUGAAAGCGAAGCCAGGGCGAGGACCCCUCCUUCCCUCCCUCAGGGCCUCCAUCCUUGGGCCUUUCUUCCUCUCUUCCUCGGGAGGCUUGGCAUUAUGAGUCAAAGGCAGGUCUUACAAGUCUUUGAACAGUAUCAAAGAGCCCGGACGCAGUUUGUGCAGACUGUUGCAGAACUCGCGACUAGGCCACAAAAUAUCGAAACACUUCAGAAUGCAGGUGUAAUGGCUCUGCUGAGGCCGCUCCUAUUGGAUGUGGUUCCAAAUAUUCAACAGACAGCUGCCUUGGCCCUCGGGAGACUUGCCAAUUAUAACGAUGACCUGGCAGAAGCUGUAGUUAAGGGAGAUAUUCUUCCACAGCUUGUGUAUUCAUUGGCUGAGCAGAAUCGUUUCUACAAGAAAGCUGCUGCAUUUGUAUUGAGAGCAGUUGGAAAACAUUCCCCUCAACUAGCGCAGGCUAUAGUCGACUGUGGAGCACUAGAUACGUUAGUGAUUUGCUUGGAAGAUUUUGAUCCUGGUGUAAAAGAGGCUGCCUCCUGGGCUCUUGGCUACAUAGCAAGACACAAUGCAGAACUGUCACAGGCGGUGGUAGAUGCUGGAGCCAUUCCUCUCUUAGUCCUCUGUAUCCAGGAGCCAGAGAUCGCUUUGAGAAGGAUUGCUGCCUCCGCGCUCAGUGAUGUUUCAAAGCAUUCUCCAGAGUUAGCCCAGACCGUCGUGGAUGCGGGGGCAAUUGCUCACUUGGCUCAAAUGAUCCUCAACCCUGAUGCCAAACUGAAGCGUCAGGUGCUAUCAGCUCUCAGCCAGAUAGCAAAGCAUUCUGUGGAUCUGGCAGAAAUGGUGGUUGAAGCAGAAAUUUUCCCUGUUGUGCUCACAUGCCUGAAGGACUCCGAUGAAUAUGUCAAGAAAAACGCUGCAACUCUAAUUAGAGAGAUAGCAAGGCAUACGCCUGAGCUUUCACAACUUAUCGUGAAUGCAGGGGGAGUUGCUGCUGUCAUUGACUGUGUUGGCUGCUGCAAAGGAAAUAUUAGACUCCCAGGGAUUAUGAUGCUGGGCUAUGUGGCAGCUCAUUCGGAGAACCUUGCCAUGGCAGUGAUAAUCUCCAAGGGGGUUCCACAACUAGCGGUUUGCUUGUCUGAAGAGCCAGAAGAUCAUAUAAAGGCAGCGGCUGCAUGGUCCUUGGGACAGAUUGGGAGACACACUCCGGAACAUGCUCGGGCGGUUGCGGUAGCAAAUGUGUUACCCGUGUUGCUUUCUCUCUAUAUGGCAAGUGAGAGUGCAGAAGAUCUUCAAGUCAAAACAAAGAAGGCUUUGAAAAACAUCUUACAGAAGUGCACUCAUCUGCCAGCACUUGAACCUUUGCUCCACGAUGCUCCUCCUAACAUCCUGAAACACGUAGUAGGCCAGUUCAGUAAGGUUCUGCCACAUGAUUCCAAAGCUAGACGCCUUUUUGUAACAAGUGGUGGACUUAAAAAAGUGCAGGAGAUAAAAGCAGAGGCUGGGUCCCUGCUUCAAGAAUACAUCAACACAAUUAACAAUUGUUAUCCUGAAGAAAUAGUCAGAUAUUAUUCCCCUGGAUAUUCUGAAGCACUUCUGGAAAGGGUAGAAAAUUAUCAGCCUGUUCUAUAAACUUUUCAGUAUUUUUGACAGAAAAUAAUGACUUAUCUGUAACAAGAAAAUAUACUUUGGAAAGUUCUACUAUGGGAGAUAUUUAACCCUCUCUUCUUUUACCAAUGAUUUAGGACAAUAGGUGGAUAUUCCUUUCUGUCUUUAAACCACAGUUUGAUUUUUAGAAGUUCAAGCUUAACAAGAAAGCCUGUCUGAGUUUCUCAAGUGUUGAAGACCUAAGAACAGAAGGUCCAACACUUUUUCUGAAUAUGCCUCUUGUCUUUAGAGCCUAAUCAGGUCCUUAAAACAAAAGAUUAAGUAUGUUAAUAUGUGAAGGAAUUGUAACACCCUCCACCAAGUCCUGGAGUUCUACAUUCUUUGUUUGUGGCAGUGGUCUGCAUGGAAAUUUCAUUUGCAGGUUUGUAUCAGCCAACGUUCAAAUGGUCUCCAUAUGAAUAAACAAGUGACAAACUACA